AUGAUUAAUCUGUUUUUCGUUCUUUUUUUAUUCGUGAAAAUUCCACAUGAAUACAAAAUUUUAAUAAAAAUUGAAAUUUUUGCAGAAUUAUUGCACAAAAUAGAAGGACAUAUCGCUCGUGUUAAUGAUGUUUUUCUUUUAACCAAAGAAGAUGGCGUUAUUACGAUAAGUGAUGAUCGCUCGAUACGAAUUUGGCUAAAACGUGAUAAUGGGCAAUUUUGGCCAUCAGUGCAUCAUUAUAUGCCAUUUGCUCCAACUUCAAUGUGUUUCAAAGAGGAUAAAUUAAGGCUUUUUAUCGGACUUGUUAAUGGCAGUAUUUAUGAAUAUAUUGUGGCGGAUGAUAUGAACAGUUUAUCAGAAUCGAGACACAUUAGCGUUCAUACGAAUGUCGUUACAGCAAUUUAUUUAUCUCUUGAAUGUGAAUUACUUUUUAGCUGCAGUAAGGACAAAUCUCUUAUAUGGCAUUGUUCUCAGUCUUUUGUGAAAAUAGGAUAUUAUAAUGCGGAUUCGACUCUUACAGCUAUGGAAUUUGAUUCACCAUCAGGAUUUAUUUUUGUUGGUGAUUCAAGUGGUAAUAUUUUACUAUUACGAAUCAAUGGCUCGGACGCACAAUUAAUCAGUAAACUCUCGGCACAUACAGCUUCAAUAAAUGCAUUAUCAUGGGACGUCAAGCGCCAAUUAUUAUUUUCGGCUGGAGCAGAUUUUCUGGUUAUUACAUGGGAUAUUGGUGGGAAAAGAGGUCAAGCAUUCGAAAUGAACGCCCAUAAAUCGAAACUGACGUGCCUUUGUUAUGCUCAAAAUGCCUGUCGUUUAUUUUCGGCUGAUGAAAAUGGUACACUUGUUUGUUGGGAUAUGACUACUCAGCGUUUAGAAACACCGGAAUGGAAAUCUAGUGAUAAUUGUCAACUUUGUGAUUCUCCCUAUUUUUGGAAUCUGAAAGAAAUGUGGGCAAAGAAAGUGGUCGGUUCUCGACAGCACCACUGUCGAACAUGUGGUAGUGCUGUUUGUGCACAUUGUAGUAGUAACACAACGCGUUAUCCACCGAUGGGUUAUGAACUACCUGUUAGAAUCUGUAAUGCAUGUAAUUCAAGAAUGCAACAAUUCCCUGAUCAGUUCGACCUAACUCCAUUAGCGGUAUCGUGUGACUUGCGUCAUGGAAUAGUAUGUAUGCAUCUACAGGAACAAAUUGGUCUUUUAGUGACAGUUGGUGUCGAUCGAAUUAUGAUGAUAUGGAAUAUUCGUGGACUUGUUUGA
Molecule: messenger RNA, 1254 nt
Organism: Dracunculus medinensis (Guinea worm)
Lineage: Eukaryota; Metazoa; Nematoda; Chromadorea; Rhabditida; Dracunculidae
Source: the annotation of a GenBank genome assembly